AUCCUCACGCUCCUGGGGGCAGCCAUUUUCUUAAAGACUGUUAGGCUAACACCUCUUCAAAGUUCUCAAAUGAAUAAUCUAGGUCUAGUAUACAUUCUGGUGUAGUUACCGACUGGGGCAGGAAGAAAAGGCUUCUAUCAUUCAGACCUACAAGUGUCUAACUCAGGGCCGAAGUCCAACUGGUGAAGGGCGGAAGUAGAGUGUCUAUAGCUGCAGUCAUGGCGCAGGAAGAGGAAGAUGUUAGAGACUACAAUUUGACUGAGGAGCAGAAGGCGAUCAAGGCCAAGUAUCCUCCGGUUAAUCGGAAGUACGAGUAUCUGGAUCAUACAGCGGAUGUCCAGUUACACGCAUGGGGAGAUACUCUGGAGGAAGCAUUCGAGCAGUGUGCGAUGGCCAUGUUUGGUUACAUGACAGAUACGGGGACUGUGGAGCCCCUCCAAACAGUGGAAGUGGAAACACAAGGAGAUGACUUGCAGUCUCUUCUGUUUCACUUUUUGGAUGAGUGGCUUUAUAAGUUCAGUGCUGAUGACUUCUUCAUACCCCGGGAAGUAAAAGUACUUAAUAUUGAUCAAAGAAGUUUCAAAUUACGGUCAAUUGGGUGGGGAGAAGAAUUCUCAUUGUCCAAGCACCCUCAGGGAACUGAAGUCAAGGCAAUAACAUAUUCAGCAAUGCAGGUCUAUAAUGAAGAGAAGCCAGAAGUUUUUGUGAUCAUUGACAUUUAAGAUACAAAAAACAAACAAAGCCUCCUAUGAAGAACUGUGUUUUCUCUUCUUUUUGAGAAGAUACCAUGAUAUAAAUUCUACAGUCUGAUGAUACAUGAUGAUAUGCACAACAAAUUUUUGACUUAAAAGUGUAACUUUCACAAAUGGAAAAUCAAGGCAUAGCCUUGGUUUGUGUUAACUAAAUAUUCAAAUGCUAAAGAAUUCUU
Molecule: messenger RNA, 928 nt
Organism: Artibeus jamaicensis (Jamaican fruit-eating bat)
Lineage: Eukaryota; Metazoa; Chordata; Mammalia; Chiroptera; Phyllostomidae
Gene: TSLIG1
Product: zinc finger and BTB domain containing 8 opposite strand
Exons: 8
Coding region: 219-722 (167 amino acids)
Biological process (GO): tRNA splicing, via endonucleolytic cleavage and ligation
Cellular component (GO): tRNA-splicing ligase complex
Source: RefSeq, a predicted model, not a curated record